Molecule: messenger RNA, 1012 nt
Organism: Neopsephotus bourkii (Bourke's parrot)
Lineage: Eukaryota; Metazoa; Chordata; Aves; Psittaciformes; Psittacidae
Gene: ABHD14A
Product: abhydrolase domain containing 14A
Exons: 4
Coding region: 75-857 (260 amino acids)
Cellular component (GO): cytoplasm
Source: RefSeq, a predicted model, not a curated record
GGAGGCCGGGGCCUGUCCCCCGCAGCAGUGAGGUUUGGGGCUCCAGGUCCCCGGCUGCCGCUUUUCUUCUCCAGAUGCCGCUCACCCGCAGCCGCCUGGGGCUCCUGCUCCUCGGGGUGCUCUUCACCUUCCUCCUCUACCUCCUGCUCCCGGCCGCCCCGAACGGGCAGGGCUCGGCUGGUACCCGGGCUGACAAGGCGACGCGGGACUGGCCGGUGGCCAGCGCCAUUGCACGGACGGGGAUGGCUGCGGGAGAGCCCCCUGUCUUCUACAGGGAGGUUUCUGCAGGGCCCCAGGGCAGCGGCACUGCCGGCCCCGGGAGGCCCGAUGUCCUGUUCCUGCAUGGCCAGGCGUUCACCUCCAAGACGUGGGAAGCCUUGGGCACACUGGCACUGCUCGCUGGAGAAGGCUACCGUGCGGUCGCGAUAGAUCUGCCUGGCUAUGGGGAUUCACCUCCCACAGAGACAGUGGCUACGGUGCAGGGCCGGGUGGCUUUCCUGGACCACGUCCUCCGGGAGCUGGGCAUGCAGAGGCCUGUUCUCGUCAGCCCCUCCAUGAGUGGCCGCUUUGUCCUCCCCUUCCUCCUGGCACAUGGGGACCAGCUGGCUGGAUUCGUGCCCAUUGCGCCCGUGGGCACCCAGGACUACACUGCUGAGCAGUACCGGCGGGUCCAGACACCCACCCUGAUCGUGUAUGGAGACCGUGACAUAAGGCUGGGUUCCCAGUCCCUGCAGAGCCUGCGGCACCUCCCUGGGCACCGUGUGGCCGUGGUGCCCGAUGCUGGCCAUGCCUGCUACCUGGACAAGCCGCAGGAUUUCCACCGGGCCCUGCUGGGCUUCCUGCGCCAGGUGAAGUAAGCACUGCCUCAUUCCCUGCCGAGGGGAGGACUGGGACGCACGGGGGGAGUCUGUUCUCUUUUGGGGUGUCCCCAGGGGACAACGACUGCGAGUUUCUCUUGCUGGCAGGACGGGGUAUCCCCUGCCAGGAGGCCAAUAAACUGAUGCUGCUCUGG